This is a messenger RNA of Didymella exigua CBS 183.55, 1182 nucleotides long. Its product is annotated as SEN34 subunit of tRNA-splicing endonuclease. Bases 1 to 1182 code for a protein of 393 amino acids. Gene Ontology annotation, biological process: tRNA-type intron splice site recognition and cleavage; tRNA splicing, via endonucleolytic cleavage and ligation. Gene Ontology annotation, molecular function: nucleic acid binding; tRNA-intron lyase activity. The record is from RefSeq and is a predicted model, not a curated record. The transcript has 2 exons. NCBI's taxonomy places the organism in Eukaryota, Fungi, Ascomycota, Dothideomycetes, Pleosporales, Didymellaceae.
AUGGCGCCAGCCCCGGCUCCAGUAGAAGUUUCCGAACCCUUCCCUAUCUCCUGCGUCGCAGGGCGAUACCUCCUAUUCGAUGUCGAUGUGAUCUCGCACGUUCGCCGCAGCCACAACAUCUGUGGCGUUCUAGUCGGCACAAUUCCAAACCUCUCGCAGCAAAACGUCUUCCUAGGCGUUCCACUCGAGCUCAUGCCUGAGGAGGCACGAGUGCUUGUAGAGGGAGGACAUGCGCACAUCGUUGAUGAUGUUGAGACACAUCGUCAGGGGUUUCAAGAGAUGAGCCGUGUCGACAGGCUCAAGUACCUGGCCGAGAUGGACCGCCAGGGUACUGAGGCUGCGCGAGAGAACAUGGCCGCGCAAGAGAAGAAGAAGGAUGCUGCCUUGAAGAAGAAAGGCUUGAAGUCGACUGUCGAGACUGAGACUGCCCCGAACGUCGCGGAUAGCACUGCGGCCAUCGAGAGCACGACAACAGCACCCAGCAUAGCUGACAGCACCACAUCUGACGCUACAGUGCAUGUAGAGCGACCUGGCUCUGCUGGCUAUGGUCUCGACACAUCAUCGUCGGUUUCAGUGCCGUCGGCACCUUCAGAGUCAUCGAGCACUGCCGCUUCUGAGCUAGGGUCGUCUUUCGUCGACUUGGGUUCUAUCAUGAAGGGGUCUUCGUUCCUGAACUCUCUUCCAUCAUCAGCAGAAUCAGAGCCUGCCGCAGCUGCAUCGGAUAGCCGAGUAACAACAUUGUCGCCGCAGACCUCUCCAGCGGCAUCCGCACCUGCCGCCAAGAAAGCCUCCAAGAGUGUCUUUGCUCAACGCCAGUACAUCACACCCACCACAUCCACACCGCCCUUGCCAAGCCCAGCACAAGAUGUCUCCCGACCUCUCCCAGUAGUCCCCAAGAGCUACCCGCUCUUCCGCUUCCUGCACUCACGCGGCUACUUCUUCAUGCCUGGUCUCCGCUUCGGCUGCAACUACUCUGUCUACCCCGGCGACCCGCUGCGGUACCACAGCCACUUCCUUGCUACGGGGCUGGGUUGGGACGAGAAGUUUGAUCUGUUGGACAUGGUAGGUGGAGGUCGCCUGGGUACAGGGACGAAGAAGGCGUACAUGGUUGGUGGAGAGGACCCCAAGGCGCCCAAGGAGGACAGUGUUCGCGCAUUCUCGGUCGAGUGGGCGUCGAUGUGA